UUUGAUUCUUCAUUAUUUCUUUCGAAAAUCAGCAAAUUCAACCCAUCUCUUUCGUGCCUCAAGUUGUGGUUUUCGUUUCACCGAAGGAGGAUCGGAUGUUUUGAUUCAGUGUCUCUGUAUCAUCACGGUGGUCACUUAGAAUCGUAUUCGAUUUCAUAGUCUAUUUUACAGAAUUUACUCUUUGGUAAUGGGUUUUUGGUAAUGGGUUGUUAUGAAGCUUAUUUAAUCUCAACUGGGAAAUGGAACAGAUUGCGAACUAUGAACUCCGGUAUGUUGAUGAGUAUUAUAAUGUGAGUAACUUGGAUGAAGAGUCCUAUGGAGAUGCUGAUGGUAAAAGGAAUGGUUCUGAUGACUCUUUGAACUCAGAUGAGGACUUCGUGGAAGUGGCUAAACCAAAGACUGACACAUCAGCUCUGGAAGCUAGAAAUGGCAGGGAUGUCCAGGGAAUUCCAUGGGGGAGACUCAACUUUACUAGACAAAAGUAUCGUGAGACAAGAUUGAAACAAUACAAAAACUAUUCCAACUUAUGUUACUCUCGUGAAGAUCUGGAAAAGAUUAGCAAGAAAGUUGAGAAAGGCCACAACUUCUACCAAUUUCAAUACAACACAAGAAUUGUCAAGUCCACAAUUGUACAUUUUCAGUUGAGGAAUCUGGUAGCCGCAACAUCUAAACACGAUGUUUACCUGAUGCAAAGCUUCUCAGUAAAGCACUGGUCUGCCCUUCUUAAAACGGGAAAAGAAGUUUUGAAUGCAGCUAAACCAAUUGUCCCCUACCUAAAGUCAUCAAACACCUGUUUGUCCCAUCGGCUCCCAAGGGUUCAAAUAAGCACCAUGGCUGUUAAAGACAACCUUCUAGUUGCUGGUGGUUUCAAGGGGGAGCUAGUCUGCAAGUAUCUAGACCAAUCAAGGGUAGCCUUCAGCACAAAACUUUCACCGUCAGACGAUGAUGCAAUUACAAAUAACGUAGAGAUAUCGCUUAGUUCAUCCAAGGAGCAGAGGGUUAUAACUGCAAACAACGAUGCCAAAGUGCGAGUAUUCGAUACCUCUAAUUUCACAUGCCUCAACUGCUUCACCUACCCAUGGUCAGUCAACAACACAUCCAUCAGUCCCGACGGUAAAAUGCUCGCAGUCCUCGGGGACAAUUCAGAUUGCUUGAUUUCCGAUUCUGAAACGGGUAAGACUAUCGCCAAUCUUAAAGGACAUUUGGAUUAUUCAUUCUCGUCAGCAUGGAAUCCCGAUGGUAGGAUUGUUGCAACUGGAAACCAAGACACUACAUGCAGAUUAUGGGACGUGAGGAAACUAAAUGAGGCAGUUAUGGUUCUGAGGGGGAGAAUGGGUGCAAUCAGGGCUGUAAAGUUCUCGUUAGAUGGUCGGUUUAUGGCUAUGGCUGAACCUGCUGAUUUUGUUCACGUGUUUGACGUGAGAACGGGAUAUGAAAAUGUGCAAGAGAUUGAUCUGUUUGGGGAGAUUAGUGGAAUAUGUUUCAGUCCUGAUACUGAAGCUCUUUUUGUUGGUGUAUCGGAUCGUGUUUAUGGAAGCUUGUUAGAGUUUAAUAGGAUAAGCUAUAACAAUUAUCUCGAGACUGUUUUAUAGAUCUUAAAAAUCACGGAAUAAACUAGCGUGCCCCCAUCCCACUUCAGUUCAUACAACAGGUGACUUUCGAUCUCUUAGUAAGACUCUUAAUGGUUUGUUUUAGACUUUUUUGUAUCGAGAAAAGGGAAUUUGCCCAAGUUACUCUAUUGGGCUGUUAGCUUUGCUGGCUUUGUACCCAAAUAUGGUUUAUGCUUGUUUUUGUUUAUAGCUACAAAAUAUGCACCUGUAUUGAAGUUGGUUUUAC
Molecule: messenger RNA, 1836 nt
Organism: Impatiens glandulifera
Lineage: Eukaryota; Viridiplantae; Streptophyta; Magnoliopsida; Ericales; Balsaminaceae
Exons: 8
Coding region: 240-1592 (450 amino acids)
Molecular function (GO): protein binding
Source: RefSeq, a predicted model, not a curated record